AUGUUGCCAAUCCUUUACCAUGUUCAUAUAGGCUCAAUGUUUUACGGCUUGGUCAUCAUGCUCCUGAAGGUAGCCAUCUUGCUCGACUGGCUCAAGGUCUUUGUACCUCGUGGCCAGCGCAACGCCAUGUUCUGGAUUUCUCAUGUCAUGAUCUGGGCGAACAUUCUUUUCUAUGGGGUCGGCACCGUGGUCGAGAUCGUCCAGUGCACUCCACGGACCAAGAUAUGGAAUCCUUUGAUAGGAGGAAGAUGCCCGAUCGACAUGAGAAGUCACAACAUGGCUGCGGGUAUCGUCAACCUCAUCUCCGACCUCGUCAUCCUAGGGCUGCCGCAGAGGGUGAUCUGGCAGCUGCACAUGUCGCGCGCCAGCAAGAUUGGUGUAUCGCUUCUCUUCGGUGUUGGUAUAUUCGCCUGUGCCAGUGCAGCGGUGCGCCUUCAUUACAUCUACAGGCUGUUGCACACAUCCGAUCAGCUGUAUAUAGUCUCCAUCGCGGGUCUUUGGGGUGUAGGCGAGAUGACGGCUGGAUUUCUCAUCAUAGGCUUCCCAUCGCUUCCUAAAGUCGUCAAGGCCCUGCCGUUCUCGGAUUCUGUCGUCUCGCUCUUGCGACAGAUAACGCGGCCGGGCUCAAGCGGUCAGGGCGAGACGCGUCGCGGGUUGCCGUCGUGGCACAAAGCCGCACCGCCAAAGAAGCGUCGCGACCAGUUCGAGGUCAGCGAGGUGAGCGAGUAUGAUCUUCCUAGGGCUCACACGAACGAUAGGCGUUAG
This is a messenger RNA of Alternaria conjuncta, 765 nucleotides long. RefSeq lists its product as uncharacterized. Bases 1 to 765 code for a protein of 254 amino acids. The transcript has 2 exons. NCBI's taxonomy places the organism in Eukaryota, Fungi, Ascomycota, Dothideomycetes, Pleosporales, Pleosporaceae. The record is from RefSeq and is a predicted model, not a curated record.